GUUUGCUGAGUUCAGUUGAGAGCGAACUGCAAGCCCAUUUGGACGCAAAUGGAGCUGUUCCGUCUUGGAUUUUUGAUAGCGCUGCUCUAUCAGCUGACGUUUGGCGUGCAAAGUGCAAAAAUUUUGGCGGUUUUUCCGUUUCCCGGCAAAUCGCAGUAUAUAUUCGCUGAGCAAUACCUUAAAGAACUGGCCAAAAGAGAUCACAAUGUGACGGUAAUAAAUACCUUUGGCAGUAACCAAACGGAGCCCAACUUAAAUGUAAUUGGUGCAACCAAAAUACACGAACUAAUGGCAGCUUAUAGCAGUGCGGACUACAAUCAGCAGGCCAGACAGUGGACAGUGCUGACCAUGACCACGGCAUUCCUGAACAUGUUAACGUCUAGUGUGUUGGAAGACGAAAAAGUGAAGCAAUUGCUCGAAGGCGCCGAAACCUUCGAUUUGGUGCUGCUGGAAACUGUGCAGACUGAGGCCUUGUUUGGUCUGGCACAACACUUCAAGGCUAUUACCAUAGGCAUCUCAUCCUACGGAACAGAUCGCCACAUCGAUGAGUUAAUGGGAAAUAUUUCGCCGCUGUCCUACAAUCCCAUGCUCUUAUCCUCGCGCACCGAGCACAUGAGCUACGAGCAGCGCCUGUGGAACAUUUGGGAUGCCAGCCUUGGCUGGCUGCAUAAGCGACUGGUCCAUAUGCCCAGUCAGCAGCAGCUGUAUAAGCAAUACUUUCCCCAGGCCAGCCGAACGCUGGAGCAGGUGCUGGACAACUUCUCGCUGAUGCUGCUGGGGCAGCACUUCACGCUCAGCUAUCCGCGUCCUUAUCUGCCCAACAUGAUUGAAGUGGGUGGACUGCAUUUGCAGCACUCUAGAGAGCCCCAACCGCUGCCGGUUGAGUUGGCCAAGUUUGUGGCGGAUGCCCAGGAUGGUGUCAUAUACUUUUCCAUGGGCUCAAACAUCAAGAGCGCCGAUUUGCCGGUGGCAACGCGUCAGGUGCUGCUGCAGGCAUUUGGCAGCCUCAAGCAGCGCGUCCUGUGGAAGUUUGAGCAGGAGCAGCUGGAGGACCAGCCCAAAAAUGUGCUCAUUAGCAAAUGGUUUCCACAGCCUGAUGUUCUGGCGCAUCCCAAUGUGAAGCUCUUCAUCACACACGGCGGCCUGCUAAGCACCAUCGAGAGCAUUUACUUUGGCAAACCGGUGCUGGGUCUGCCUGCUUUCUAUGAUCAGCAUUUGAAUGUGGAGCGCGCCAAGCAGGCGGGUUUUGGCCUGGCCCUGGAUCUGUGGACCAUGACUGCCGCCCAGUUGCACGAUCAGGUUGUGGAGCUUCUCAGCAACGCCAGCUAUACACAGGCAGCGCAGCUAAAGUCAAAACUAUUUCGCGAUCAGAAGGAUACGCCGCUAGAACGCGCCAUCUGGUGGACGGAGUAUGUACUGCGGCACAACGGCGCUCAGCAUCUGCGUUCCGCAUCGCGUGAUCUGAGCCUAGCCCAGCUUCAUGGUCUGGACACAUGGGGCCUACUCUGUGGCGUCACAUCGAUAAUUGUCUUGGUGCUUUUAUUUGUGCUCUCGGCUCUGUUGAGAAUAUUACGCUACAUUCUAUGUAAACGAUGCAAGAUAGACGCUAAACAAAAAACACAGAGCUGGGAACGAACACACGAAAUGUUCUCUCUACGGCUCUGCUGCCUCUUACCAUUAGUUUUAUUGCUGCCAAGUCUCCUUGAUGGCGCACGGAUACUUGCGAUAUUUCCCUUUCCGGGUCCAUCACAGUACAUAAACGUCUUGCCCUAUUUGAAAGGCCUCGCAUCGCGCGGUCACGAGGUUACAUCGGUUAACGCUUUUCCCCAAAAGAAGCCAGUAAAAAACUUUCGUGACAUUGUCGUACCUGAAGUAUUUCAAUCCUAUGAUGAUAUAAUUUCCAAUAUUGAAGCCUACAGAAACGUGUGGCAGGAGAACACAUUCAUUAAUGAUUUUUUUAUCAGCAUUACAAAGAAAGUGUUUGAAAAUGCCGAAGUACAGCGGGAGCUGUUAAAGCCCGGCAAGGCCCAAUAUGAUUUGAUCAUUGUGGAGGCCCUGCGUACCGAUGCACUCUACGGGUUUUCAGCGCACUUUAAUGCGCCUAUCAUUGGCCUCUCGACAUUCGGCACGGAUUGGAAUGUCGAUGAGUUGGUGGGCAAUACUUCGCCCAUCUCAUAUACCCCACUAGUUACGGCGGGCUUGAGCGAUCACAUGACCUAUUGGCAGCGUGUGCGCAACUUCUUUGAGACCGCUAUAGCCUGGCUUAAUUGGAAACUGAUGUAUAUACCGGUGCAAAAUCAACUCUAUGAGCAAUACUUUCCACAUGUCGCCCAAAAGAAACCUUUGGCAGAGCUGAGCAAAAACUUUUCGUUGAUAUUGCUUAAUCAGCAUUUUUCGCUGAGCUUUCCGCGUCCAUAUGUGCCCAAUAUGAUCGAAGUGGGAGGACUGCACAUUUCUCACACGCCAGCCCCCUUGCCCAAAGAGAUAGAGGAAUUUAUUCAAGGCGCCGGCUCAGCGGGUGUUAUCUACUUUUCCCUGGGCUCAAAUAUAAGGAGCAAGGAUCUUCCACAGGAGCGAAAGCAGAUGCUGCUUAAGGCUUUCGCCAGUAUACCACAGCGUGUGCUCUGGAAGUUUGAAGACGAUCAGUUGCCCGACAAGCCGGCUAAUGUAUUUCUUAGCAAAUGGUUCCCCCAGCCCGACAUACUAGCGCAUCCCAAUGUGAAACUCUUUAUCACACACGGCGGCCUUCUCAGCACCAUUGAGAGCAUCCACCAUGGCAAGCCCGUGCUGGGGCUGCCCUUCUUCUACGAUCAGUUUUUGAAUGUGGAGCGCGCUAAGCGCGCUGGCUUCGGUCUGGGACUCGACCAUAAAGAGAUGACAACAUCGGAAUUUAAGCAGACUAUUGAACGUCUAAUCAAUGAUCCAAAAUUUUCGACAACAGCACAGCUUAUGUCAGCUCGGUACCGCGAUCAGCCCAUGAGCCCACAGGAGACGGCCAUCUGGUGGACGGAGUAUGUGCUGCGCCACAAAGGCGCUUCCCAUAUGCGAGUGGCUGCGCAGGACUUGAGUUUUGUGGCUUAUCAUAGUCUCGAUGUGUUUGGCAUGUUCUUGGUUGUGGGCAUACUAAUUUUGGUUACAAUUUAUGUUGUGCUAAAGAAGCUGCUGUGCAGCUUACAAGGUCAACAGGUAUCGGGCAAAGACAAAUUGAAACAUCACUAGUUUAUUCAAUUUUUUUUUAUUAAUUUUUUGCAAAUAUAAAACAUAAAAUUUUAAAAUCAUUUUGCAUUAUAUUUGAAUUAAUGCACAAUAGCUCUUGCCUACCCAAAUUAUAGAGUUGCCAGAAUAAUUGAAUACAUUGGAUAAUAUUGGUUCACUUUAUGUGGCAUAAAUAUUACUCAUUGCUAUGUAGCUCAUUAUGGUGUGGGUAACCAAAAAAUGUGCAUCAACUGGCCUCCAAUCAGCUUCAUACGCGGCGUAUCCGUAAUAUAAAAUUGCAGCGCCA
Messenger RNA from Drosophila virilis, 3502 nucleotides. RefSeq names its product UDP-glycosyltransferase family 35 member A1 (gene Ugt35A1). The record is from RefSeq and is a predicted model, not a curated record. Gene Ontology annotation, molecular function: UDP-glycosyltransferase activity. NCBI's taxonomy places the organism in Eukaryota, Metazoa, Arthropoda, Insecta, Diptera, Drosophilidae.